AUGGCAUGCUUGACUUACAAUCGUCUUCUUUGUGCGGCUGUAUUUAGUGCAUUGGCUGGCAACGAAGAACAAGUCUACGGUCCGACUCUGGAAAUUAUCAUGCAUACUAUGGACUCCGGACAAGUACGUUCCUCUCAGUCUUCCUACCGAUAUUUUACUUUACAAAGUAUCAUCUGCAACGGGAAAAAUUUGGCAAUCACGACGACAUACCCUCAAGCGGCGUAA
Molecule: messenger RNA, 225 nt
Organism: Protopolystoma xenopodis
Lineage: Eukaryota; Metazoa; Platyhelminthes; Monogenea; Polystomatidea; Polystomatidae
Source: the annotation of a GenBank genome assembly